UUCAGCCCUGUGUUUACAGCUUGGCGUAUGUUUCCAGUUUGAGCGAGUAUUGCUAACAUUGCGAGAGCCGUGUCUGAGACCACCCUGUGAUGAUGUAAUUACCCAACACAGGAUGUGCAGUAGAGGGGAUCGUAUCUCAGGGGACAGUAAUGUAAUCACCUGAGCAAAGUAAUCACAGUGAGCUCUAAAUACACUCUCACAGACUGGGAAUCCAAUAGAAGCACAUCAACUAACAUUAACAUUAACAUUUAUUGUUAAAAGUUACACAUUUGAAAAUCUAUUCCUCCUAUUCCCAUGUCUUUGUAAGGAGGAAGAAAGGGCACUUUUUUAUUUUAUUACUAUAGUUUUUUGGAAAGAUUUGUUAAAAAAUAAAAUGAUAAACUGAAAUAAAAUAAACUGAUUUCCUUUUGAAAAUAUGUGUUUUUAAUAGAAACAUUCUUUUAUAACUUUUAGAAACGUACAGUAAUAUGAAUGUUUGAGUAACAUGACACGCAUGUCAUUUAAUGGCACCAUUGGAAUAUUUAAUACAAAAGUUGUAUUUAUUUAAUCAUUUUAGUUCCGUUUUAGUAUUAGUCAGACCUUUACAAGUGAUUCAGAAUGACGAAAAGAAAACAAGACUUGGACUUGACUGCUGUGUGCAGUAGAUGGAUUGCAUUCAGGCAGACCUUGAAUAUUUAAUCAUUGAAAGAAAUGCCCUGGAACGGGCCCUGGCCAGAGCAUCCUAUAGAGUAGUUUACUGGCCCUGGACGGCGCUCUCGGGGGACAGUAACACAUAUUUCAACUAUCUACUUUAUCGUUCACUUAAGAUACUGGCAGUCAAAAGGGUACGGGGCAGGGAACUUGGCAACGACGGUCUGGAACGAGAUUAGAAAACAACAUUGUUCAACUUAAGCGGUACCUCAAAACAUCCUGAACAACAACACUAGAUGAUUCACAAGGGCAUCUGCUACACCUAUCAAAUGUUUUUAAAAUGCCCGUUUUGACCAAUGUUUUGGGAAUGCUCACUUAUCAGAGAUUCAUUUUCUGUUGACGCAGUCAUAGUUAUUAAGAUCCACAACACCCAGUCCCUGCCCUGUCUGCUUAGUGCCGAUUCAUCUUUAUCUCCCACUUUAAACCAGUGUAAACUACUGCUGGCAGGCCUUACUGCAGCAAAAAAGACCAUACUGACAAUGUGGUUUCCUCCCACACUUCAGAUGAUUGAAUGCUGGAUGGCGUCCUACCUGUGUAUAGCAUCCAUUGAGUGCACAACGGCACAACUUAAUAGGGCCAAGCCGGCCACUGUGCAGGCAUUUCCAUGUCCAUUAGGAACCUCCUUAAAAGGAGGGCUUUCCCCCCCUCUGACACGCCUCCAUGCCCAUUUGCCUAAUAUCAGACCUGGAGAAGGACAGCUUUAAAAGUUAGUGGAAAUGGGUUGUACUCCAUAUAAGCAUUUGUUCUUUCAGUCAACUGUUAUUUUUACUUUGCUUUGGAAUAUCUGCCUCUUAUUUUAUUACUCUAUCAAUGUUUUUGAAAUUCCUAUUUCCAACGUUGUGUGUGCCCCACUGUUAAAAUAUAUACAUCUGUCUUGUUUCUACUGACUGAUUAAACUCAGAAGGUUUUUGUUAACAAAAUUAAUUAAAUUGAGCUCCACAAAUCACUUUGACCGAUGUUUUGAUAAGGAUUACCAUUAAAUAACAAACUACAUAAAUUUGUAAUUUAACGAUAACUCCAAAAAGCACAAGCAACAUCUGUUUUGAAAUGCUAGUGGAUAAGAAAGUAUACAUGUUUCACUUUUGAGCCAACCAUAUCAAUUUAUAUAUUCCUGUUUCACAACUAUCUGGUCAAAAAUAAUGAUUAACACACGAGUUCUGCUCAAAUAUAAAUAAUAUAAGGCAAUAAGACACAGUGUAUGAACUUAGAUACAUAGUUCAGUAGGGACUUCUGUUGGAAAGUGUGUUUCCAGGAGCCAGCAGGGGCCCUCCGGACUUAAAACACGCGGUCUGUGCCUUUUAGUGACGGGGGACUGUGAAACAUGAGUCGGGAUGAAAACUGUGUGCUGGAUCCGUAUGCCAGUGCAGAUGCUGUUCGCCAAAGACGGAGAGGAGGUGCAUGAUGGAUCCCGUCCCACUGCUGCUCGUCAUACUCACAUCUUUGCCGUUAGGCUCGGCAGUCUACUCCGGGCCACUGCAACCGGAGAUCUCCAAUGGCAGUUUCCAUCACUUCUUUGUCCCGGACGGGGAUUACGAGGAGACGGAAGACCCGGAGGACUGCCAGAUGCUGUUUAAAUUCUCAGAUGUGUAUCCAUGUGGGGCUUCUGAAGAGAGGGACUCCGUGGUGAGGGACGACUUCAUCAUCACCAAGCUGCAGGCGGAGGACGAGGCGCGGCUGCUGGAGGUCAUCGGCCGGACCGUGGAGCACGACCUGGACGGAGAGGAAAGCUACCGCGAGUUCCUCCAGCGGGAGCUCUCCCAGGUCGGCGAGGCUUUUUCCAACGUGGACAAAUCUCUGUUGGAGCUGGAAGUGAAGUUUAAACAAAGUCAGGAGAAUGAGCUGAGAGAGGAGCAACAGCUGAACGGCUAUGUGUUGAAGCAAGUGAGUGACAUCCGGGGAGCUCUCAGAGAAACGACACACAUCUCUCUGGGACUGAAAGAUAAACACGAGCUGCUGUCUCUCAUCAUCCGCAGCCAUGGGACCAGACUGAGCCGCCUGAAGACAGAGUAUCUUAAUGUUGGCUCAUAGUGGGUUUGUUUUUAAAGCUUAGUGUAUAUGAACGCGUGUGUGUUUUGUGUGUGAGACAGACGCUCCAGUUCAACAAACAACUGGAAAGUUAACUGUGGUUUAUGAAUAGUAUCUUGAAUCUCUGACUGUUGGCUAUUCCCAUUCCUUGUGUCACAAAAGGGAGCUAACACAAACAUGAAGGCAUUCCUCUGAGUCAGGAGGGAAAAAGGAAAUCUGAACAUAAAUAAUGACUGCAUGGGGCCCUCUGUGCCAUCUCUGAGGAAGGUAGUAGCAUGAAAACUAAAAGCCCUUUAAGUGGAUUGAUCUCUGAAUCUAUAUUAUAUCAACAUUUAUGUCUGUAUGGUUUAAAUUAAGUUGUUUAUAAAAUUGUAGGUUAUAACUGCUUCAAACUAAUGUUUAUUAUUCCUCACAUAUCUUAAUUGUCCCUUUUACUCUUGAGCAAGACAGCAUGUAUUUCAGUAUCUUUAAAAAUGUUUUCUACUGCAUAUUUUACUAAUUUGUCCUGAGACACAAACUGCCAUACAGUGGUGUAUUAAAAAAAAAACAUAUUCAUCCUUUGGAGCUUGAGGUUUACAUAAACAGUAAUAAAACAUUUUUUUAAAACA
Cottoperca gobio is the source of this 3323-nucleotide messenger RNA. RefSeq names its product fin bud initiation factor a (gene fibina). The coding region runs from base 2089 to 2718 and encodes 209 amino acids. The record is from RefSeq and is a predicted model, not a curated record. NCBI's taxonomy places the organism in Eukaryota, Metazoa, Chordata, Actinopteri, Perciformes, Bovichtidae. The transcript has a single exon.